Messenger RNA from Aspergillus alliaceus, 3969 nucleotides. RefSeq lists its product as uncharacterized. The coding region runs from base 1 to 3969 and encodes 1322 amino acids. Gene Ontology annotation, molecular function: protein binding; double-stranded DNA binding. NCBI's taxonomy places the organism in Eukaryota, Fungi, Ascomycota, Eurotiomycetes, Eurotiales, Aspergillaceae. The record is from RefSeq and is a predicted model, not a curated record. The transcript is spliced from 8 exons. Gene Ontology annotation, cellular component: chromatin; SMC loading complex. Gene Ontology annotation, biological process: maintenance of mitotic sister chromatid cohesion; mitotic sister chromatid cohesion.
AUGGCAUAUGGUCUUCAUCGGGCUGGAAAAAGAAUUAAAACCAUUACGAAAAUGAAUCUCUGGUUACGAAGCGGGAAGAGUGCCGAAGUUGACUCCACUAAGCGAUGCUACCUCCUCGAAUUGCCCACUGAGUUACUGCUAGAGAUCAUUUCUCAUCUACCUGUGCUAUCAGAGGCUUGUCUGGCAUUGACGAGUAAGCGACUGUUCGCCGUAUCCAGCGCGAUCCUAGAUUCAAAAUCCCUGCACUUUAGUCGAGACUUUGCACCACUUUUUCAUCAUUAUCGAAAUGGACACAGCUUCGUUACUACUCGGUGGCAGUUUAUCAAAAUGCUGGAAAACGGCACGUGGCGAGCUUGCUCGAAAUGUUUGAAGCUACAUCCACGAGGCUUGUUCCCUGCACGGGAGCUGAAACGAAAAGCGGAAGAACGGUCUUGUAGCCUAGGAAAUUCGGCAGGCAUAGUUGACUUGUGUCCAUGCAAAAAGCUAACAUUUCGAGACAAGAUGGAUCUUGUUGAACUCUUGUUGAUGAGACAGAAGUCUGUAAUAGCCUUGGCGGCGCAAUUUGGAACUGGCGUUCAGGAACGGUUUUGCUGGCAUACGUGCACAGAAGACUACGGUUCUACGCAGAUAAAGGUCGAGUUGUUCCCAGAGCUAGACGAAAACGGCCAGUUGAAAAUCAAAACGGAAUACCAGCUAUCAACAAGAUCAGGGCAGCUUGGAAAGGAAGAGUCCAUCACACCUCGCUUUGGAUGCGCACACCGAUCGAUCGAUCUUUGGUUGUCAAGCGUCUGUCAAACCACCAUCUGCCGACUGUACGACAAUUUCUGCGACAGCUGUAAGCGAAUAUCUAUCUGCAACACCUGUAAUGCUUCGUUGAAAUGCCCUCGCAAACAGCCCUGCCAUGUUGACGAAAACACCGGAAGAGCCACAUAUUUCUUUUGGACGGAGAGAUGCCUCGGGGGAACAUCUCCCAUUCCAGAUCAGACCUGGGCCGCUCAGAGGAUUCAUCCAGCAGAAAAUACGAUUGAUGUAGACAACUGCAGUGAACUAUGCCCCUGGACCAUCCGCGAACAUCCGGCUCUUAAUGAUCCCCCGGCUCUUGAGAUGAACAUCCUAGACCCUGGGAUGCAGAAUCAGUCGAUUAAUCAGUUAUACGCCAUAUGUCUCGUCCCUGUUGUCAAAAUAUAUAACAAACCGGAACCCACCAAAGCUAAGUCGGGUAUAGCGUCGAUCACCACGAAGCAUUAUCUGCGUCCUGGGGCGAUGAGCUAUCCACCACCACCAUCCCUUAACGGCCAAUAUCCUUCGCAGUAUCUGCAGCAGCCUCCUCUUCAACGCCAGCAGACCAUCCAGCCGCAGCAGCUACUGUACAAUAAUGCCCACCCGAACGCUUCGCCAUACCAAUAUGGCAAGCCGGUCGUUUAUCCUCAGGUUAUGAUCCCGGCGUAUCCUGCCUACACACACGCGUAUGAUCAACAACCGCAACCACAAUCACAACCGCCGCCGCCGCAACCUCAACCUCAACCACAGCAGCCGCAACCGCAACCGCAACCGCAACCGCAAUAUGUAAAUCCAUCCGACUUGUUCAAUACACCGCCCCUCCCUUCUAUCCCCCCCUCUCAAUUUGCCCAAGCGUCAUCUCAGUAUGGUGGACAAACUGCAGUCUCAACCGCAAACACCAACCGCUCCCCUGCGCUCACCACCCCCGCCGCAACACAACCAACGCACUACGCCACGGCCAGCCCAAAUCAAGGGAACCAGGUGUAUGGCAAGUAUCCCCAGGCCACACAGAGUGCGACACCGAGCGCAACACCAAAUCCUACGCCGAAGCUCACACCAAAGGUUACACCAAAACCAAUGCCCAAGACCACAACUGCACUGAACCCUCCAACUGUUCGACCCCCACCCGUUACCGCAACUCCCCCAGCACUGUCACCGAGACCUGUUCCCCAAGUGUUGAUCCCAAACCCAUCCCCAGAAGUACAGCAGAAACUACAGCGACUGCCGUCCAAGAAACAAACGCAGCGACAGACAAGCCAAAUGGCCUCACAAAAAACACCAAAGCCUACUAUCGACUAUCAGGUGCUACUCCUGGCGAUGGCAGAUGAGUAUCUUAAUGCGGCCCACAGUAACGGAACCAUGGUAGCUUUGCUUAGGCAGGAGAUGGAAAUGGAGGAAUACUAUAGGUUGGUUGCAACGGGUCUUGGUUGCUUGGAAGCGGUGUUGAAGAAUUGGAGAUUACAACCCCGAGUUGAAGCCCUUGUACGACUAAGAUAUGCGCGCAUUUUGUUCGAGGAGACAGACAAUGAUCUCGAGGCGGAGACUGCACUGAGUAAAGGCAUUGACUUGUGCGAGCGGAACCGCAUGCUAGACUUAAAAUACAGUAUGCAACACCUUUUCGCGCGAAUGCUACACAAGACAAAUCCUAGGGCCUCAAUGAAAGCCGUGGACGGGAUGAUACAGGAUGUAGAAGCAUAUCGUCACUCUGCAUGGGAGUAUGCAUUUCGCUUCCUUCGGGUAUCUCUCUCACUAUCGUCUUCUGCCCAUCAAGAUUCUGUGGCAGCCCUGCAAAACCUUCACAAAAUUGCUAAUAUGGCCAACCGCAAUGGCGAUAAGGCUGUUUCGGCCAUGUCGGCCGUCAUCGAGGCUCUUGCGCAUCUGCAGCAGGGAUCCAGCUUUGACUCGAUUGAGCAGGCCCAGCGCGCCCUGGCAGUAGCUCGGAGCCACCAGCUUAAUGAUGAGCUUCGCCAUAUACCACAACUGACAACUUUGGUGCAAAUGGUCGAUAUCUGUUGCAGCCUUCUUGAAUUUGACAUCAAUCAGUCAUCCCAGAAGUUGAAAAAUCUACAAGAUCUGAUGGACGAGCGGUUGAACGACCUUAACUGGCGCGCCGAUGGGUCAUUUUCCAUUCCUUUAAGCGGCAAGUCGGCUGGGCCUUCAUCAAUAGACACGGGCGACAUUCUUCAGGUCCAAAAUGGCACGUUGUUCUUAAGCUUUAACUGGCUACCCCAGCACGACCUCUACGCGCUUUGUUAUUUCCUUAGUUCUAUCACACUCAGCUGCAAGAACUCUUAUGAUGGUCGCAAAGCCGAGAAAUUUCUCCAGGAAGGUAUACGCAUGGUGCAAGGUAGUUUCAAAGCGCCUCAGGACAUCACUGAAUCCAUGGUCAAUGCGAAUAGACGUGUAGAAUGGCGCAGGACGCUGUACUGCAACCUCCUUGUUCAACAAGUAUUUCUCGCCUGUGGCCGCACGGACUGGGACCUUGCCAAUAAAACACUGAAAGACCUCCGACAAGUAGCCCAAGAGCUUGGCGACCACCUACCCGAUACGGUCCAAUGUCUAUUGGAAUAUACCGCGGGUGCCAUUGCACAAGCAACUGGUGAUCUGAAAGCUGCUCUUGACUCUUUCCAGUCGCCCCUUCUUUCGUUAUUCCCAUCGACGAGUAAAACAGCCCGCAAUGACCCCCGUCGUGAUAUUGCACUUCUUGCAGCCCUCAAUACCGUUCUCAUACUUCGUGACCCAACUCAUGCGUCGCACUUCCAGCUCCCCAACAUCUUGGCAACUAUUGAAUCAUUCUGUAAGGGUAGCCCUAACAGGUAUAUCCAGGCAGCCUACUACCUUGUAUGCGCGACCGUUCAGACUGAGUCAACCAUCCAAACCAAGCAAUUUCUUCAGCAGGCGCUCCAGUCCGCCACGGCAAUCAGCAAUAGUCAGAUCACCUGCAUGACAUUAACAUUCAUGAGUUGGAAAUAUUUCCGCGGGGUUGUUGGUGAACAGGCUGAGAAGAGCGCGCGAGCAGGACGCGCAAUGGCAAAGAAGGCCAAUGAUCGACUCUGGGUCAGUGUCACCGAUGAGAUGCUCGCGGAGACCCUGGAGAGACAGGGAAAGAACGAUGAGGCCAAGGGCGUCCGCGAGGAGGGUCAUCGGGUAAUGAUGGGGUUGCCAUCAGCAUUGAAAAGGCCUAUCUAG